AUGUUCGGAGGAGAUUUUAGGCAAAUAUUGUCAGUGAUUCCUGAAGGUAGCAGGGCUGAUAUUGUGCUUGCCACAAUAAACAGUUCGUAUUUGUGGGACAAUUGUCAAGUUUUGACUCUUUAUCAAAAUAUAAGGUUACAAUCAGGAUCUUCAAACAAUGAAGUUUUAGAAUUGAGAGAAUUUUCGGAAUGGUUAUUAAGUAUUAGUGAUGGUAGAGUUAGUGAGCCUAAUGAUGGAGAAGCAUUGAUCGAAGUGCCAAAUAAUCUACUCAUCAAAGAUUUUACUAAUUCACUUGCUGCUGUCAUUGAGAAUAUCAUUGGAGAGCUUAUUACCAUUGGAAAUGUGAAAGAAGUUGAGAGCAAUGGAAACAAGAGAAAGUUAUUACAACUUGAACUCCAAGACAACAACCUAUGGGGCAAUUAUGCUGACCAAGUUUUAAGCUAUGUGAAGAAUGCUAACUCAGGAGUUGUUAUCAUGGUGAUUCAUCUUACCAAGAUAAAACUAUAUGGAGGUAAACUUACCAUUACAAAUGCCUUAUAUGCGUCCAAGAUAUUAAUCAAUCCAGACAUACCCGAGGUUACUGAUCUAAAAAGAAGCCUGAAACUUGUUGAAGAUUCUUCGUCUCAAAAAUUUAGUCACAUUCCAACUGAAAAAGCUUAUUCAAUUGAGGAUGAUUUUCUAUUAGUAACCGAAUGGAAGAUGCUGCAUGAAAUUCAAGAGGCACAUGAGGUUUGCACAUGUGUGACAUUAGCAACUAUAGAGAAAAUUCGAACAGAUUAUAAUUGGUUUUACAAUGCCUGCAACAAAUGUAAAAAGAAGGUAAAUGCUGAAAAUGGUAAAUUUCAUUGUGACAAUUGCAAUGAGGAUGCGAGAUUUGUUACCCCAAGAUACAAGGUUCACGUAUUAGUCAUUGACCAUAUAAGUACUGCAUAA
This is a messenger RNA of Asparagus officinalis (garden asparagus), 933 nucleotides long. RefSeq lists its product as uncharacterized. Bases 1 to 933 code for a protein of 310 amino acids. Gene Ontology annotation, biological process: telomere maintenance; DNA repair. Gene Ontology annotation, molecular function: DNA helicase activity. The transcript is spliced from 7 exons. The record is from RefSeq and is a predicted model, not a curated record. NCBI's taxonomy places the organism in Eukaryota, Viridiplantae, Streptophyta, Magnoliopsida, Asparagales, Asparagaceae.